AUGGUGCACCUCCGGUGGAUGUUCGUCCUUGAUUUCGACAUCAACGAUAAGAAGGUGUUCAAGUCGACCCUUCGUUCGGUGCAACGAUUCCUGAAGGCGCAAGGUUACAAACGAGGUCGACGUAACGGGUCGUCCACAAACCACCUGUCCAAUGGUAACGCUCUUGCUCGUGACGCAUACGACAGACCACAUAUCGUGAAUACCGACGAAUCCUUCAUCCACCACCACUACAAGGCGCACCAUCAGAGCUUGUAUGACCCAUCGGACGAGAACGACAUCCCGUCCAAAGAGAAGCACAAAGGGAGAUGUUACUGCUUUGUUGCGGCUGUGCUUGACUCCCCCACUACGCCGAGCAAGGUCAUGGCGCUGGACAUUUUCACCGGUGGUUCGAAGCGAGCCUCAAGUGGUCCCAAGACAGGCAAGGUGCCCAAGGACUAUCAUGGGAUGUUCGACCAUGCCUACUACGUCAAGUGGUUUGAGUGCCUGUUAGAUGAAUUGGGUGUCCUGGUGGAAGCUUGUGCUGCGUAUGGAAUCGAAGCAACUGAAGACGACUACAAGAGCCAGCUGUGGGACAAGUUGGUGGUGUACAUCAAGGCAAACAUCCACCCUGUAAUCGUGGACAUGGCAAAGCGUCGGGGGCACGCUGUCAUCUACACCCCACUCCACCAUUCUGUUCUUCAACCAAUCGAAUUGGUUUGGGCGAUUAAGAAGGGGGAGUUGGCCGUCAAUACACUGACAUGA
Molecule: messenger RNA, 741 nt
Organism: Aphanomyces invadans
Lineage: Eukaryota; Oomycota; Saprolegniomycetes; Saprolegniales; Verrucalvaceae
Exons: 3
Coding region: 1-741 (246 amino acids)
Molecular function (GO): nucleic acid binding
Source: RefSeq, a predicted model, not a curated record